CAGUGUGGGGCUCAGUGUGGGAAUGCUGGCUGUGGGAUGCUGGGCUCACCGCCCCUUCCCCAGCUCGAGGAGUCACCAGCAGCAGUGCCAGCGCUGCAGACUGUUUGGAAUAGUUUAAAUGCUUUGACACUCUGGAUGUACUAGAUGGCAGGGGAGGCAGUUUACAGCGUAAUUCAUAUGCAAAACUGCACUAUAAAUUUAAAACCUGUCUCAGUUGCCGUGGCACCACUAAGCAUUUCAUCAGCAUACAGUACAGUAUUUCUGCCAUCUUUGUUUGCAUUGCAGUGACUCAUCAAAAGUCUGUCUUGUACCAACACUGAGAGCAUUCCUCUGGCACUGAUAUUUCUCUGUUUUUAAAGCUUCGGUUUGAAACUGGCAUUUACUUCAGGUCCCUAAUCAAAGGGCUCUAUUCAUCGCAGAGAGCAGCCUGAAUGUUAAUCUGCAUCCGGCCUAUUCAUUUAGAUGCUAUGCACUGCCGUGGAGAUUUGACUUGAUGUGCCCUACUUUGGAUACCCCUGCAUUGAAUGCCUGAGGAGCUCCGGCGGAUCCUGAGCCAUGUCGCAGAUGUUGCACAUAGAGAUUCCCAACUUUGGGAACACCGUGCUGGGCUGCCUGAACGAGCAGCGCCUGCUGGGGCUGUACUGCGAUGUCUCCAUCGUGGUGAAGGGCCAGGCCUUCAAGGCACACCGUGCCGUGCUGGCUGCCAGCAGCCUCUACUUCCGAGACUUGUUCAGCGGGAACAGCAAAAAUGCCUUUGAGCUGCCGGGGACGGUGCCCCCUGCUUGCUUCCAGCAGAUCCUCUCCUUUUGCUACACCGGCAAGCUCACCAUGGCGGCCAGCGAGCAGCUGGUGGUGAUGUACACGGCGGGCUUCCUGCAGAUCCAGCACAUCGUGGAGAAGGGGACAGACUUGAUGUUCAAGGUGAGCUCGCCCCACUGUGACUCUCAGACCGCCAUGAUCGAAGACCCCUCCUCAGAGCCGCAGAGCCCCUGCAACCAGCUGCAAUCGGCCUCUGCGCCCUACGUCAUGUCCCCCUCCAUGCCCAUCCCGCUCCUCACCCGGGUCAAGCACGAGAGCCUGGAGCUGCCGCCGGCCGCCGUGCCGGGCCUGCCUGCCAAGCGGCCCCUAGAGCCGGGUGCACGUGAUGGCCCUGCAGGAGCAGGCCCCGCUGCCGGCCCGCUGAAGCUGUCGCGUGUCUCCUACUAUGGGGUGCCCAACCUGGCCUCCCUCCUGCCCACCGUGCAGCAGGUGCAGUACUCGCAGGGGGAGCGCACCAGCCCCGGCGCCAGCAGCAUCCCCACCACCGACAGCCCCACGUCCUACCACAACGAGGAGGAUGAGGAGGACGACGAGGCGUACGACACCAUGGUGGAGGAGCAGUACGGGCAGAUGUACAUCAAGUCCUCGGGAGGCUAUUCUGUUGCACAAGAAAAGCCGGAGCAGAUCCCGCUGGAGAACCGCUCCUGUGUCCUCAUCCGCCGGGAUCUGGUUGCCCUCCCAGCCAGUCUCAUCAGCCAGAUCGGGUACCGCUGCCACCCCAAGCUCUACUCCGAGGGGGACCCUGGGGAGAAGCUGGAGCUCGUGGCAGGCUCAGGUGUUUACAUCACGCGGGGGCAGCUGAUGAAUUGCCACUUAUGUGCUGGUGUCAAACACAAAGUCCUCCUGAGGCGUCUCCUGGCCACGUUCUUUGAUCGGAACACCCUUGCCAACAGCUGCGGAACCGGAAUCCGCUCCUCCACGAGCGACCCCAGCAGGAAACCUCUGGACAGCAGAGUCCUGAACGCCGUGAAACUGUAUUGUCAGAAUUUUGCCCCGAGCUUUAAGGAAAGCGAGAUGAAUGUCAUAGCAGCUGAUAUGUGCACCAACGCCCGCCGGGUCCGCAAGCGUUGGCUCCCGAAGAUCAAAUCCAUGCUGCCCGAGGGGAUGGAGAUGUACCGCACCGUGAUGGGCUCCACCACAAACAGCGUCCCUCUGGAUCCCGAAUUCCAGCCCAGCUCUGCUCAGGUCUUUGAGCAGCAAAUCUAUGCAGAAAGGAGGAGCGAUUCAGGAACUAUAGUAGCACUGAGAACUAACACAGUGAGCGUCGAUCUGAGCAACGGAUCCAGCCAGUCCUUCGAACAGAGCGAGGAUGCCGAGGGCGCCGGCUCUGUCAUACAGGAGGCGGCUGCCACGGAUGCCAUGGCAUCGGAUACCCAAAGCACUCCCCAACCUUUUGAGCAGGGCUCGGGCCCCUCCAGCCGGCCCGAAACUCCGGUGAGAAGACAGGAUGGCACUUAUGGAGGGACUUUAUAGAGAGAGCAAACGUUUUGUGACCUAUAAGGGAUCUGUAAUACUAAAGCUGCUUGCAUGCAUUACUAAUACAAAACAAAAAUGUGAUCAAGCCACUUACCUACUGAACUGCUACUGUUGCCUGAAAAAAAUGUGAUUUUUAUUCUGCUUGUAUUUAAAAUUUAUGAAGGAAAUAAUCGCAUUCGUUAUACUGUAAACGAUAGGUCUGUGGCGACCUACUUAAAAAAAGAGAAAACUAUCGGGCUCCUUUUUUUGAUAUUCCUGAGGUUAGUCUAUGCGAUUGUAGCUUUUUUUUUCUUUUUUUUUUCCUUUUUUUUUCUUU
Centrocercus urophasianus (Greater sage-grouse) is the source of this 2611-nucleotide messenger RNA. It is a transcript of the gene NACC2, whose product is annotated as NACC family member 2. NCBI's taxonomy places the organism in Eukaryota, Metazoa, Chordata, Aves, Galliformes, Phasianidae. The transcript is spliced from 6 exons. Gene Ontology annotation, molecular function: DNA-binding transcription factor activity, RNA polymerase II-specific; protein binding; RNA polymerase II cis-regulatory region sequence-specific DNA binding. The record is from RefSeq and is a predicted model, not a curated record. Gene Ontology annotation, biological process: regulation of transcription by RNA polymerase II. The coding region runs from base 556 to 2292 and encodes 578 amino acids.